Molecule: messenger RNA, 1029 nt
Organism: Volvox carteri f. nagariensis
Lineage: Eukaryota; Viridiplantae; Chlorophyta; Chlorophyceae; Chlamydomonadales; Volvocaceae
Exons: 2
Coding region: 1-1029 (342 amino acids)
Source: RefSeq, a predicted model, not a curated record
AUGGGUUGUGGCUCUUCAAUCCACAAAGGGGAUGAAGCAGGUGCUCCUCAGGCUGUGGCAGAGGCAGAGGAGGCGGUCCUAACCCGCCUGCGGGAAGAUAACGCUGAGCUAAGGCGCCAGAAUGCGCAAUUAUCAUCUCAAGUCCAGGAGCUUUCGCAGCGAGUUACGACGUUGUCUAUGGACGUUAGUGGUCUUCGCAUGGAACUGUCGCAGGCCGCGGCUACAGCAUCAAAAGCGCUUCAGGCCGCCCAGGUCGCGACCGAGCGUGCUGAGGGCGCCGCGCUGACGGCCCAGGCUGCGAGCAAUGCGCGGCCUCCGACGGCUAACGGCCCCAUCGCAAUCCCAUCUGCGGAAUCUCAGCUGCUACAGCGGGUCCAGCAGAUCGAAUCGCAGCUGGCAACCUUGCAGGACAAAUUAGAGACGCAACGGGCUAAGGAGGAGUUUGCACGCCAGCUUCGUGCGGCGCAGGGCGACCGACCACCCAUACCGGCGCCACUGCAGCAGCAGCCUUCCUCAUCCUCGACAGCGUCCGCUACCGGGGCCGGCGGCCCUCUCAGCGCCGCUGCCCGGGGCCCCACAGGUAACGACUUCGGAAGCGUGAGCGGCAGCUUCGGCAGCAGCGGUGCGGUGGCAGCGGCAGGCACCGCCGUGUCGGCGGUAGCGGCAUCACACCCGGUAUCCUCAAGUGGCGUUGCGCCAGCGCCGCCAGCAGCUGCGGCCGCGGCCCAGAUCAUCGAUGGGGCUGGUCUGCUGCCCGCCAGCAACAACUUCCCAACUCGGUUCGGCGGUGGGGCCCUGCGUGCGGCGCGAGAACGGACGCCCGGCCGCGGGUGCGCGCCAAGCGGCGGCGGGGGCUUUGGAGGCGAUGAUUUUUCGCCACAUGGUUAUGGCGGCACGACGUCCACGACGGCGAGCAAUGGGCCCCCGCCAGCCGGCGAGUUCAUGUCCACCGUACGGUAUGGCAGCGUCUUGCCUAGCGACUUGAAGCUGGCUGAGCAGCGCAAGCAGGGCCCCAGGCAGUUCCUCUAG